AACAGGCUGGCUGACCUGUCAUCUUAGAGCUCGAUUUUCUCUUUCAAUACAGCUCCGUUGGGAGAGAUUUUUUGUUUCUGGGUAAUCUAAUUUGUUGGGGAGAAAAGUUUGUGUUGAAAAAUUUCUGAAAAAAUCACUGCAAAACCUUCGAAUCCGGACCCAAAGUGACGGGUUCAUCAAUGCUGCGGUCUCUGCGAUGGAAUUCUCUUGGCUUUGUUUCAGGAAUAGGCACAAUUUUCUUAGAGUAUCUCACGUUCGUUUGACUACACCAGCAUUCUCAGGCCUUCAAGACCCUGAUUUAUGUACAGAGAUCCUCUUCGCUCAUGGCUGGUACCUCAAGCAAGCAAUCUCCUUUUUUUUCCUCAUCUCUAAUCCCUUUGAUGAGCCCACCACCAUUGACGAUUCUCCUUUUAGCUUCAUCCCAGCGACCAUCUCUUUCAAUUCUAACACCGAGGAAGCAAUAGUAGUCUUAACCACCAUAGCAGCUGGAACCAAUGCGGCCCUCGGCUUGGCUUGGGAAGUUAUGACACUUCGGUUCUCCAUCAUUUCCGGUAGUCUAGUGGUGCUGGACUCUAGAUGUGGGCUACUUGGUUUGAUACUAUGGAAAUGAUGCUUGGUUUGACCAUGAAAAAGA
Molecule: messenger RNA, 634 nt
Organism: Coffea eugenioides
Lineage: Eukaryota; Viridiplantae; Streptophyta; Magnoliopsida; Gentianales; Rubiaceae
Product: plant UBX domain-containing protein 10-like
Exons: 2
Coding region: 197-610 (137 amino acids)
Source: RefSeq, a predicted model, not a curated record